AUGAAGAAAUAUGUUGAAUAUUCAAUUCUUCUCGUCGUUUUCAUUAUUCAAGGUUCACUGCAGCAGAGAAUCAUCGGCGGACAGGAGGUAGUGCCCAAUUCUAUUAAAUAUCAGGCGUCUAUACAGUACAACGGCAAUCACUACUGCGGGGGAACCCUCAUAAAUGCCCAGUGGGUGGUGUCUGCCGCCCACUGCUGGAAGCCAUAUUAUUUGAUCACAGUAGUCCUGGGUGCACAUGAUUUAACCAAGUUGGAGGGAACUGUGCAGGCAUUCAAUGUCACCAAAGCCCUCGUCUACUACAUGUACAACUAUAGGACAUUUGAUGGUGACAUCAUGCUCCUGAAAUUCGACCGUCCAGCCAGCGUUAACGCUUACGUGCAGCCUGCUCUGCUGUCGAGCGUGAGCGCCUCGCCGCUGUCCGGGGGUGUGACAUGCACAGUGAGCGGCUGGGGAGUCACACAGGUGUACAGUUACUACCUGUCACCUGUGCUCCGGUCCGUGGAUGUGCAGGUCAUCUCCGGCUGCCAGGUGUACUACUACUACUACAUGAUCACAGACAGCAUGAUGUGUGCCGGCUCCCCAAUCGGGGGAAAAGACUCCUGCCAGGGUGACUCUGGCGGCCCCCUCGUGUGUAACGGCUAUUUCGAAGGUAUCGUCUCCUGGGGCAUCAGCUGUGCCAACCCCUACUACCCUGGGGUGUACACCAAAGUCCGGAACUUCAUCCAAUGGAUCAAUUCGACCAUCAGCAGCAACAGUAACUAG
Molecule: messenger RNA, 762 nt
Organism: Electrophorus electricus (electric eel)
Lineage: Eukaryota; Metazoa; Chordata; Actinopteri; Gymnotiformes; Gymnotidae
Product: trypsin-3-like
Biological process (GO): proteolysis
Molecular function (GO): serine-type endopeptidase activity
Source: RefSeq, a predicted model, not a curated record